GCGAGAGCGGGGAGCCUGCGGAGAGAGCAGCAGUGUGGACAGGGCUGCCUGCCCAAGGAGCCCUCAGGGCUCAGGGUGUUGGCAGGCUGGGUCUGGGUCUGGACAGAGGCACAGCGCGGGGAACGACCUGACCGACUGUUUUUGGAAAGGCCUUCCUGUCCCUGGGCCCUCAGAGACAACCUCAGCUCAGCUUCACAAAACCCGAGCAAAUCUGCCUGGCGUUCCUGUCCCAGCAGAGGGCAAACCAUCCAUUGGUCCGAGGCAGAAAGAACUGCAUGAGGACCCACAAGCUAACAGAUGCAAAAAUUGCUCUAAAAAGAACAAAGUGCCAUAUUUACAAACACGGACCCAUCGCCUUGACAACACCCACAGCAUUAUCUUCUCUUCUGAGCUCCUAAUUCAUCAACAGCUGAGGCUGCCCCUCAGAAACAAGGCCGCGCCACGCUGGCCCCGCCCGCAACGAGACGGCGACCACCAGUAACCCCGCCUCUCGCCGCCUUGUGGCCAAUAAAGGAGAAGCACGACUGUUUGCACAUGCGUGAUGCCACCAAUGGGAGCGUCCAAUAACGACUGGGGGAUCCGGCAAGUAACAUGGCUAAAAAGAAGCGGGAGAAUCUGGGCGUCGCUCUAGAGCAAUUUCUGGUGACUCUCAUGGAAAGACGUAUUGUCUUACAACUGAGAUUCCUCAGAGAUGAAGUUCGAUCAGUGGGAUAAACACCUGCGUUUUUGCCCCUGGAUGUGCGAUUGCCCAUCCCUCCUGUGUUGGGUACAUUGGAAGGGCAGAGCCUUCCCGAAGCAUCUCACUUCACUCCAGGACACACCUGUGUGGCAGGUGUCUGCCGUGUUCAAAGCUCUGAUUGAUGGGCUGGAGGAGAAGCUGUCACAAUGUCAGAGGGACCUGGAGGCUGUGAACUCCAGGCUCUGUGGGGCAGAGCUGAGCCCAGACACCAGGAAGUCUCUGGAGAAGGAGAAAAACAGCCUGAUGAACAAAGCCUCCAACUAUGAAAAGGAGCUGAAGUUGCUUCGGCAGGAGAACCGGAAGAACAUGCUGCUAUCUGUGGCCAUCUUCAUCCUCCUGAGCCUCAUCUAUGCCUGCUGGACCAUGUGAGCCUGAGAUUUCUCCAGUCUGCAACCUGGUCACAACCAAGCAGGCCCUUCAGGCCUCAAGAGGACCAACGUACAGGGACAUACCUGCUCCACCCGGACACCAGAGCAGGGCUUCCUGUUGGUUCAGCCCCUCCUGCCACCCUGCCCUGCCAGGGCCCUGGGUCUCCAGGACUGCGUGCCGGCUCCUCCCUGAGCCCACGGGAGAGGCAAUAAAGAACACCCGGGCUGCA
Phyllostomus hastatus (greater spear-nosed bat) is the source of this 1337-nucleotide messenger RNA. It is a transcript of the gene CCDC167, whose product is annotated as coiled-coil domain containing 167. The transcript has 10 exons. Bases 692 to 1108 code for a protein of 138 amino acids. Lineage: Eukaryota; Metazoa; Chordata; Mammalia; Chiroptera; Phyllostomidae. The record is from RefSeq and is a predicted model, not a curated record.